Molecule: messenger RNA, 2007 nt
Organism: Pimephales promelas (fathead minnow)
Lineage: Eukaryota; Metazoa; Chordata; Actinopteri; Cypriniformes; Leuciscidae
Gene: arl4ca
Product: ARF like GTPase 4Ca
Molecular function (GO): GTPase activity; GTP binding
Source: RefSeq, a predicted model, not a curated record
UUUGUAUUCCUCAUGCACACGCACAGACAGCAGCAGCAGCGCUUCAGUGUGAGUCAGAGCAGAGCGGGGAAACCUCCGUCUACUCUCACUGUCGGCUUGUUUUUAUCUCCACUGAGGAAACGCCUCGCUCCCUGACCUUACAAGUCUCGGAUUUAUGCUGUGUGUGGAAGAGAUCUAUUCGUGAACUCUUCGUAGUGAGGAGAUAAACAGAGGCCAGCGGUCUGCGGUACAACAUAUCAUCAGAAAACAGGAGGAGGACCCAACGCCCUUCCCAGACCGACCAUGCAUACCUGCCUGGGUUGAUGUGGAUGCUUUAAUGGGUUUGCAUGGAUAAGAAUGCAAUGGAUCGCUUUAUGGGAUCAUAACCUGGUGUUUUUUUCCUUCAAAACUGAAAGUCGUCUCAGUUUGGAUGCUAAACAACCAAUGAAUCUGAAGCCUGGAAGCCUCGAGAUCAAAGAGGCGAGAUAGGCGACGUUGCUAUGUGAUUUAUUGAUUGUUACACAUUUAUCAUAAGAUGGGGAACGGUUUCUCCAACAUCUCAGCGUUCCAGUCCCUGCACAUCGUGAUGCUAGGCUUGGAUUCGGCCGGUAAAACCACAGUACUGUAUCGGUUAAAGUUUAACGAAUUCGUCAACACCGUUCCCACCAUCGGCUUCAACACGGAGAAGAUCAAACUCAGCAAUGGCACCGCCAAAGGGAUCAGCUGUCACUUCUGGGACGUCGGCGGACAGGAGAAGUUAAGACCCUUGUGGAAAUCCUACAGCCGCUGCACGGACGGUAUUAUUUACGUGGUGGACUCGGUAGACGUCGACCGGCUCGAGGAAGCCAAGACGGAACUGCAUAAAGUCACGAAAUUCGCAGAGAACCAAGGAACUCCUCUGCUGGUGAUCGCCAAUAAGCAGGACCUCCCCAAAUCCCUAACAGUCACCGAGAUCGAGAAGCAGCUGGCUCUCCAUGAACUGAGUCCCUCCACCACGUACCACGUCCAACCGGCCUGCGCCAUCAUCGGCGAGGGUCUCCAUGAAGGAAUGGACAAACUUUACGAGAUGAUCGUCAAACGAAGGAAAUCUCUCAAACAGAAGAAGAAACGAUAGACCAUUGCAGACUCGUGGAGACAUUUAAAGGGAUAGUUCACCCAAAAACGACAAUUCUGUCAUCACUUACUCGAAUCGAAAACUAAAAUCGUACAGAUUUAGAAUUACAGUACGUUUGGGUAAAUGAUGACAGAAUUGUACUAAAUAAAAUUGCCAUGAAAGAUUUGAUGGGUUUUGCCUUGGUAUGCCAGAUUUGGUAACACUUUGUACUAACUUUCAUUAAUAAUAUUUACGUAAAUAUCCGUAUGAAAUCUUGAUCUGAUAACUGUGAUGUAUUAAAACAUUUACACAGCUUACUUGAACAAUAUAGCAUCUUUGCCACAACCAAUGGCGUGAGUUUCGGCAGGACAAUCUGUUUGUCCGACCAAUGGCUGAUGCAUCUGGGAAACCUGGAAAAUCUUUAGUUGUGGUGCUGUUGUGCAGAAAUUACACACUUUAAGCAUGUUUCUUACUUAUUAGUGAAAGUUAUUAUAAAGUGUUACAAAAAAAAAAAAUACAGUGGUUAAUAAUAUGCUUGCGUAUAGAACCAAAAACUACUUAAAUAAAUAGCGAGAAAAUAUGUAAUUAGCCAAUAAAUUAAAAUGCAUAAAAAUAAGAGAAAAAAAAAAAUGGGCCGGACCCAUGUUGCUGCUUGAUAUUAACUCCAUAAAUAUUGCUAAUAAACAGUAGCCUGUGCUUUUGUUACAAAAUCAUUCCUUAAAUAAACUGAAUUAAAUCGAUUUUUUUGUACAUUAAGCUUUUCUUGCAUAACUAGCAGCACAUUGAACCUUAUAGUUCCUCCAAUGCAGUUUUUCCAAUUUUUUUCCAUCUGCCUACUUUGAACAUGUUUGUUUUGUUAAAAUGCUACUUUGUACUACAAUCAGAGUUUGCUGUAUCAUGAAACCAUGUAGUGAAAUGAAGACUGUUUAUGCACA